Messenger RNA from Cydia amplana, 1475 nucleotides. It is a transcript of the gene SPR, whose product is annotated as sex peptide receptor. Gene Ontology annotation, biological process: G protein-coupled receptor signaling pathway. The record is from RefSeq and is a predicted model, not a curated record. Gene Ontology annotation, cellular component: membrane. The transcript has 6 exons. Gene Ontology annotation, molecular function: G protein-coupled peptide receptor activity. The coding region runs from base 59 to 1336 and encodes 425 amino acids. Lineage: Eukaryota; Metazoa; Arthropoda; Insecta; Lepidoptera; Tortricidae.
GUUCUGGGUUCGAAUCCCGAUCAAAAUGACGUAACGUGAUGAAAAUAUAACAACCAACAUGGAGGCUUCAAAAGAAUGGCCUGACUUCUUCAACAACACGAAGAACUUCAAAUCCGGCGCGUUUGACGAGCCUUAUGGUGUAAAUGACGUCAUCGAUGUGUCGAAGAUCAACUAUACUUAUUACGAUAAUUUGACUGCGCCUGAUUAUACGAACUUCACGACGGACAAUUUUUGCGCGUCUAACUUCAGCCACGUGUAUUUGAAUGUGACUUGCGAGUUCCCCAUUGAUUAUGCUGAGCCUAUGUAUGGAUACAUCGCACCAUUCCUGCUAGCGACCACUACCGUCGCCAACACUCUCAUAGUCGUCGUGCUGUCGCGCCGACACAUGCGCACGCCGACCAACGUGGUCCUCAUGGCCAUGGCUCUUUGCGACAUGUUCACGAUGCUCUUCCCUGCCCCCUGGCUCUUUUAUAUGUACACGUUUGGGAACCAUUAUAAGCCAUUAAGCCCCGUGACGGCGUGUCAAGCUUGGAACUAUAUGAAUGAGGUCAUCCCAGCCAUGUUUCACACGGCAAGCAUCUGGCUGACACUAGCGCUGGCCGUGCAGAGAUACAUCUACGUAUGCCACGCGCCUGUAGCGAGGACCUGGUGCACAAUGCCGCGUGUCACCAAAUGCCUGAUCUACAUCGGCAUAGCGGCGUUCCUGCACCAGCUGCCUCGCUUCUUCGAUCGCCAGUUCAUCCCGCACCACACUGUCUGGCGCGGCCACUACGAAGACGUGUGCAGGAUACAAAUAGCUCCAUGGGUGCACUCGCUCUCCCUGGACGCCUACUUCAUCUCCUACUUCGGCUUCCGCGUGCUCUUCGUCCACCUCAUCCCCUGCACGUCCCUCGUCGUCCUCAACAUCCUCCUCUUCAGAGCCAUGCGCACCGCUCAGCUCAACCGGCAGAAACUCUUCAAAGAAAACAGGAAGUCAGAGUGCAAGAGACUCAGGGAUUCCAACUGCACGACGCUUAUGCUCAUCGUGGUUGUCACUGUAUUCCUUUUAGUAGAAAUACCCGUGGCCGUUGUCACUAUCUUACACAUUAUAUCUAGCAGUUUAGUCGAGAUUUUAGACUAUCAUAUUGCGAAUAUUCUGAUUCUCAUCACGAAUUUCUUCAUCAUUGUGUCAUAUCCCAUCAACUUUGCUAUAUACUGCGGCAUGUCCAGGCAAUUUAGGGAGACGUUUAAGGAGCUAUUUAUUAGAGGAGCGGUUACUAGUAGGAAAAAUGGCGGAUCUAGUAGGUAUUCCUUAGUCAAUGGCCCUAGAACUUGCACUAACGAAACUGUGCUUUAGAGAAUUAAGGAGAUUUUUUGUAAAUAAACUGUGCUAUUUUCACUGAUAGAUCGUAGAUUCUGUUUGUCUAUUUUAUAUAGUUAUAAUAGACAUAUCAAAAAUGUAUGAAAUAAAAAAUGUAGAAUUUUUGGCGAUUUAU